GAAGAAAAAGGGAUAGCUUGUGACCCUUGUUCACAAAGCUUCAGAUUUUGUUCCAGCUCAAGGCAGCACCCACCAAUGACAGUCUACUUGUCUUCUAAGCAAAACUGACAUCCAAAGCCACUUCCACCAUCCAUCCACACCUUCCCCACCUUUUUUUUUACUCCUGUUUUCCCCUGCUGCCUGCUAUCCUAGAUAAUGCAUCUCCAAGUCCAUCUAGUACUCCAUCAGAAACAAACAUCAACAACCUGUUCUCAGUAAUUCAUCAGUUUAUAAUAUUACAAAAAGUUCUGUGAAAUGGGAUCAUUUCAAAUGCCUGCAAAUUUUCCAAGUUCUGCAUUGCCAGAGUCCUCUUGUGCCUAUCUACUCCAAGAAUUGAAGCUGAUUUGGGAUGAGGUUGGGCAAGAUCAGCUUGAGCGAGAGAGAGUUCUCCUUGAACUGGAACAGGAAUGUUUGGAAGUUUAUAGGAGAAAAGUUGACAGUGCUAAUAUCUCUAGAGUUCGACUACAUCAAGCACUGGCUGAUUCAGAAGCUGAGUUAACUAAUCUUCUGCUUUCCCUUGGAGAGCGAUCAUUACCAGGAAGACCAGAAAAAUUGACAGGGACACUAAAGGAGCAGCUUGAUUCGAUUACUCCUGCCCUUCGAGAAAUGCAGAUGAGAAAAGAAAUCAGGAUGAACCAGUUCCGGGAGGUUCAGACACAAAUCCAAAGGAUUUCAUCAGAGAUUGCAGGUCACUCAGAAUAUGAUAGUGUUGUUGUGAAUGAAGGUGAUCUCUCACUGAAGAAACUCGAGGAAUAUCAACAUGAAUUUCAGAGACUUCACAAGGAAAAGAAUGAUAGGCUCCGGAAAGUGGAAAAGUACAUAAAUGAGGUGCAUCAGCAUGCUGAAACAAUGGGGAUGGAUUCCUCGAAAAUCAUUACUGAUGUUCACCCGAGCUUAUUGCAUGGUUCAAGCGGACAGCAAUCAAAGAAUAUUAGUGACACAAUUUUGGACAGACUCAAAAGCACAGUACAGCAACUCAAAGAUGAGAAGCAAAAGAGAAUGGAAAAGCUUCACAGGCUUGGGAAAGCAUUGACAAAUUUGUGGAAUCUUUUGGAUACACCCAUGGAGGACCAGCAACCAUUUUCUCAUAUCAAAUUUUUUUCAUCAUCAGCCUCAGUAAGUUACACUUUAGGCCCUGGAAGCCUUACCCUCGACAUAAUCCACCAGGCUGAGUCUGAAGUAGAGAGAUUGGAUCAGUUAAAAGCAAGCAAGAUGAAAGAGCUAUUCUUUAAAAAGCAAAUUGAACUCCAGGGCAUAUGCAAGAAAUCUCACAUGGAAGUACCCCCUCAGUCUGAGAUGGAAAAUAUUAUGAAACUUAUCAUAUCUGGUGAGAUGGACCAUUCUGACCUCCUCAUGUGCAUGGAAGAGCAUAUAUCUAAAGCAAAAGAAGAGGCUUGCAGCCGGAAAGACAUAAUGGAGAAGGUCAACAAGUGGAUGGCUUCAUGCGAGGAAGAACGCUGGCUGGAAGAGUACAGCAGGGAUGAGAAUCGUUACUCGGUAAGCAGAGGGGCUCACAAAAACUUGAAACGCGCAGAGCGUGCUAGAAUUAUAGUCAACAAGAUUCCAGCUUUGGUCGAAUCGCUGAUGACCAAGACUAGAAUUUGGGAAGAGGAAAGGAAGAAAGUUUUCUUGUAUGAUGAGGCGCCUCUUUUGGCUAUGCUUCAGCAAUACACUUUGAUGAGACAGGAAAAGGAAGAAGAGAAGUACAGGCAAAGAGAGAGAAAGAAGGUACAGGCUCAGGUUGCAGCACAGCAGGACAAGUUUAGCUCAAGGACAAACACAAGCGCCAGUCCUCUUUCAAACAGGAGCUUAAAUAGCAGUUUCAGCAGUUAUUCCCCUUCAUACAGGAGGCUGUCUAUCACGAACCAGCAUCAAAGAUCGAAAAUUAAUUCUGCAACACAAGGACCAAAUUUCAACAAAAUGGGUCGGAAGAAACAGGUGGAGAGCAUGUUGGUUAAGUACAACCAUGUCCGUAAAUUUAGAACAGAGACAGCAUCAGAAAUCUCUACCACAAUUUCAGGCCCAUCAUCUCCAUGACUUUUCUUAGCUAGGAAAAGUUGUCUUGCUUCAUCAUAAGAUCGUAUCAGUAGAGAAGAAAAAAAAAAUGGUUGUUUGGAAAAUAAAGAUGCUUGUAAGAGAAAAUCCUGUGUGUUACUACAACAAUUACAAGACAUCAUAUCCUA
This is a messenger RNA of Phoenix dactylifera (date palm), 2222 nucleotides long. NCBI's taxonomy places the organism in Eukaryota, Viridiplantae, Streptophyta, Magnoliopsida, Arecales, Arecaceae. The record is from RefSeq and is a predicted model, not a curated record.